UAAUAAUAAUAAUCAUAAGAAGAAAGAAGAAAGCAAUGCAAUUAUGCAAAAGCAUGAAACAGCUCCACCAAAUUCACGCCCACACCAUCGCCACCGGCCACUUCUUUCUCCAUCCAACUAGCCCCAUUUUAAGUAACAUCCUCCACACCUUCACCAUUGUUCUCAACCCCAAGUCCAACAACAACUCUAUAAGCUUAUUGAGUUAUGCACUCUCAAUCUUUAAUUCCAUUCCAAACCCAUCAACCUUCUGCUACAACAACAUCAUUAGAGCUCACACCCUCCUCUCUUCCCCUCUCUCAGCUCUUCUCCUCUUUGCUCGCAUGCGUCGCUUCUCUAUACCUCCUGACUUUCACACCUUCCCAUUUACUCUCAAGGCUUGCGUUCAACUUCAUGCCUUUCCCACUGCCAAAACCCUUCACUCCCAAGCUUUCAAGUUUGGCUUCGCUGCCAAUUUGUUUGUCCUGAAUUCCCUCAUUCACGUUUACUCAGUAUCAGACCGCAUUGAUGAUGCAUACCGGGUGUUCAAUGAGAGCUCUUACAGGGACGUUGUUUCUUACAAUGCAAUGAUUGAUGGCUUUGUCAAGGCUGGUGAAAUUUCACAAGCACAUCGGCUGUUUGACGAAAUGCCUGUAAGAGAUACCGUGUCAUGGGGCACCAUUAUAACUGGGUGUGCCCAGAUGAACCGAUGCAAAGAGGCCAUUGAUCUCUUCAACCACAUGCUGGCUUUAGAUUUCAAGCCUGAUAAUAUUGCAUUGGUUUCUGCUCUUUCUGCUUGUGCUCAGUUGGGGGAAUUGGAACAUGGCAAGACCAUUCAUAGCUACAUCAAACAAAAUAGGAUUCGGAUAGAUUCCUUCUUGUCCACUGGGUUGGUGGAUUUGUAUGCUAAGUGUGGCUGUAUGGAAACUGCCGGGGAGAUUUUUGAGUCUAGCCCGUAUAAGAAUUUGUUUACAUGGAAUGCCAUGCUUGUUGGGCUUGCAAUGCAUGGGCACGGCCAGCUAUUGUUGCACUACUUCUCUGGAAUGAUAGAAGCUGGAGUUAAACCGGACGGUGUGAGCUUCUUAGGAGUCUUGGUUGGGUGUAGCCAUGCAGGUCUAGUCCAUGAAGCCCAGAAGCUUUUUAAUGAGAUGGAAUCUGUCUAUGGGGUCCCUCGAGAACUCAAACACUAUGGGUGCAUGGCUGAUUUGCUCGGACGCUCUGGUUUUAUUGGGGAAGCAAUGGAAAUGAUAAAGAGUAUGCCAAUGGCGGGUGAUGUGUUUGUGUGGGGUGGGUUGCUGGGAGGAUGUAGGAUCUAUGGAGAUGUUGAGAUUGCAAAGAAAGCAGCUGAGCAUGUGAUGGAAUUGAAGCCUGAAGAUGGCGGGGUAUAUUCAGUCAUGGCUAACGUUUAUGCCAAUGCAGAGCUAUGGGAUGAUGUGGUUCAGAUUAGGAGGUCAAUGAGUGCUAAGAGGGUCAAGAAGAACGCUGGUUGUAGCUUUAUUAAGUUGAAUGGAAAUACCCAUGAAUUCAUUGCAGGGGAUAGCUUGCAUCCUCAGAGUAAUGUGAUAUAUUCUGUCUUAGAUGGAAUUGGAAAACAUCAGUUUGAAGUAUGUUAGCAACAUAUUCCUGUUUAUACUGGCUGAAUCUUUAUUUUAGCAUGUCACAUAGUGUGUGUGUACAACAUUUAUUGACAAGGAAGGCACCAGCGGAUUCAAUUUGAUAUGCU
This is a messenger RNA of Quercus lobata, 1699 nucleotides long. RefSeq names its product Pentatricopeptide repeat (PPR) superfamily protein. Gene Ontology annotation, molecular function: protein binding; RNA binding. Lineage: Eukaryota; Viridiplantae; Streptophyta; Magnoliopsida; Fagales; Fagaceae. Bases 36 to 1589 code for a protein of 517 amino acids. The record is from RefSeq and is a predicted model, not a curated record. The transcript has a single exon. Gene Ontology annotation, biological process: RNA modification.